Styela clava is the source of this 1598-nucleotide messenger RNA. Its product is annotated as metallophosphoesterase MPPED2-like. Gene Ontology annotation, molecular function: hydrolase activity. Lineage: Eukaryota; Metazoa; Chordata; Ascidiacea; Stolidobranchia; Styelidae. The record is from RefSeq and is a predicted model, not a curated record.
AUGCAUGGACUUCUGGACUUGGAUGUAGAUCAUAUUCUUAUCUCUAACUCUAGUCAUCUUUGUAUGUUUUACAGAAUAUAUUUCUUGAAUAAUAACAUGACAUUCAGCAGCUCAAUGCUUGACCCAAAUGAUGGACGUUUCGAUGAUAUUGAUGACGAGGACCCAAUGGAAGGGGUGGAAAUCCCCAAAAUAUUUUUAAAAGGGGAAAAGAAUGAGAGGAAAAAUGAUAUUGUUUUGCCCUGUGAAGACUUGUUUGGGUAUGGAAAUUUCAGUACGACAAAACCUAAAUCGCUCUUUGGAACAUCUAGUGGAAAAACUGUGGGUUUAAAAAGUAAUAAAGAUAAUUUUCAACAAUCUUCGAAGCGCAACAGAAACAGGCUACUCAGUUCCAAACAUAGUUUGGACGAAAAUGCGGGAAAAUCUUUAUCUUUCGAAUUUUUGUCACUUUUCAAGCGCUAUAAACCCCAAGAUGAAGACUUUCAACCCAAAUAUAAAGCGAAACUAAACAUCGAAAAUUCUUCAAAUUCGCAAAGGGAUGAGAAAUAUCUUAGAACAAAUGAUGACCCCACAGAAAAAAAAUUCAAACAGCCAACUAAAGUUAAAACCGUAGAAGUGGACCUACAGUGUCACUAUCCAGAUGAAUUCCUUCAUUGUUUAAGGUCAGGUCAAGGUCGUUAUGAGCGAGGGUAUUGCGAAAUAGUAAAACCUAUGGACCAUGACCUUCCUAAACCCCAAGGUCACACACGCUUUGUCUGUAUUUCUGAUACGCAUGACGAACAUCGGAAUUUAAAGCUACCACCGGGUGAUGUAUUACUCCACUGUGGAGACUUUUCGCUCGCUGGGGAGUUAAAAGAAAUUGAUGAAUUUAAUAAAUGGUUAGGGGAAGUCCCUUUCAAACAUAAGAUAGUGAUUGCAGGAAAUCAUGAAUUAUCAUUCGAUCACAAAAUAAUGGAGCAUGUCGAAUUAGCAAAGAAGAAUAAUUCUUAUGUUCGUUUCGGAAAAUAUUUAAAACAAAUAGAGGAAAAAGACUGGCGUAAUAUACGGUCACGCUUGACUAAUUGUACUUAUCUUGAAGAUAGUGGAAUCACGAUUAAUGGGAUCAGGAUUUGGGGAUCACCAUGGCAACCGGAGUUUGGAAAUUGGGGAUUCAAUCUGACAAGAGGCAGACCAUUGAUGGAAAAGUGGAAUAAAAUACCUGAUGGAGUUGACAUCUUGAUGACACAUGGACCACCAGCAGGCCAUGGAGAUCGGGUGGUCAGCGGACAACGUGUUGGAUGUGUAGACCUACUAAACACCGUCCAACUCCGAGUGCAGCCGAAGUAUCAUUUAUUUGGUCACAUACAUGAGGGGUACGGGUCGACCACUGAUCAAUUCACGACUUAUAUUAAUUGCUCAUCUGUGGAUUAUCACUAUGACCCUGAACACCUUCCUAUUGUGUUUGACAUGCCAAACGAGGCCUAGUUUUUUAUUCAACGCGCUUAUACAUGCAUAUCGCUUCGACCGAGGCCAUGAACAAACAACCACUGAUAUAUAUAACGUUACACAUGGAGCUACAAUUAUAUCUGGGAAGCCCGGAAAAAUCUUUCUGGUUUGGCAUC